This is a messenger RNA of Pomacea canaliculata, 7251 nucleotides long. Its product is annotated as CDK5 and ABL1 enzyme substrate 1-like. NCBI's taxonomy places the organism in Eukaryota, Metazoa, Mollusca, Gastropoda, Architaenioglossa, Ampullariidae. Gene Ontology annotation, biological process: regulation of cell cycle. The record is from RefSeq and is a predicted model, not a curated record.
AGAAGAAAGUAAUAAAUAUUUUUAUUAUUAUUACAAAAUAGCAGAAUUCUAAAUUUUGUUACAACCGCACAAAAAAAAAAAAACCUCGUCUGCUCUUAUCUCGCGAGAAAAUAACUUUCCACGCGAGAUCUCAUGGCGAAUUCUGGGCGAAAGCAUCAGAAACAUCGUUCUUCCAGAAGAAGACUCGCUGCAAUCAGUUUCUUAUCAAAUAUUUCACUAGAUGGUACCCACAAUGACACAAAAUUGGCUGUCUAUAGUCGAAAGCAUAAAGGAAACGACGUUUCGAUUGAGAAUGGCGAAGAUCAAACUGCAGAAACAUCAACAUGGGCUGGUAAACAAUUGUCACGGGAGAUAACUAAUGAAGCUUCAGGCACUGGCCUGAAGCAGUCGAAAAAAUCUGUAAACAAAGAGAGACCUUCGUCAGGAUCUAUACGUUCAUUUUUAGACGGAAACUAUGGCAGCACUGCAAAAGCGGAGAGAACGGUGGAUGUUGUUCCGUUUAUUACUACAGGAUCAAAGAGGUGGAGAACAUCAUCAUUGUCUGGAGACCAUGACCGACAAGAUAUCAAGAAAAAGCUGAGCCAUAUGAUCUCAGACGUGGGAGUCAAAAGAGAAAUUGCAGAGUCUCUAGGUGAUCGUUCACGAUGCUCAAGCUCUAUGUCAGAAAAUUCAAGUGAGUCUGCUCCUAAAGAAGUCCGAUUCCUGUCACCUGACACUCAGAGGAUUACAUCAUCAGGAAGCGUAUUUUUCAGAGUGUACUUUGUGUCCAAAGAUAGAGUUCCAGUUGCCAUAAGCUCAGUGUUGCCAUUUGGAAGAAGUACAGGGCAAAGAUCCGAUGUUCUUCUUGAUGAACUGAGACCUAAAGUCGGCAUACUUCAGGGUUCUCGAUCCAUUUCUUCAUCAGAGGGACUUUUUCAUAUUGGCUUACAAGUGUCAGCACGUGUGGAAGAGGGACAGGAUGUGUCAUAUGCCAGGUUUUUAGUCCCAGCCCUAAGUCGUCAGUUAAAGAGAGCCAGUUCUGAUGGCACAGCAGUGAUGACAUCAGAAGGAAUGCUGCACCCUCAGGGGCUUGAAGUUCUUCGCAGCCUUUCUCAUGAUGCAUGCACUGGCCUGCGAGGCAGUCAUGCAUUGGACAGAGUUCCAGAAGAUGUCAUGGAGUAUUACGAUGCCAAUAUCCUUGAUGAUCCUGAGCUACACUGUGGUAGCUAUCGAACACACAUGACAUUUUCAUCAUAUGUGGUGUCUGUGAUGGACUAUGUGAAGCCUGCUCUGCUAAAGAAAGAACUAAAUGAAAAGUUCAAAGAAAGGUUUCCCAACAUUCAGUUAACUCUGACAAAACUACGCAGUUUGAAAAGAGCACUGAAACAGAUAGCACAUAUCAAGUGCCAGAUUGAUCAAUGGACGGUUGCUCAAGCCUACGUGUAUUUUGAGAAACUUGUUCUCAAGCACCUCAUCAACAAGCAAAAUAGAAAGCUUUGUGCUGGAGCAUGUCUUCUCCUAUCAUGCAAACUGAAUGAUGUCAAGGGUGCUGAGCUAUCCAGGCUCUUAGAGACAAUUGAAGAUGUUUUCAAGCUUACUCGUAAAGAGCUGCUGUGCUUUGAAAUAGAAUGCCUGGUGGCUCUGGAAUUAUGUCUGCAUGUUCCUGAUAUGGAAGUCUUCUCGCACUACCAGCGUCUUCUUUACAAUUCCUGAUAAACUCUAAAAUUGUAGUUUUUACCAACAGCAGUCAACUCCAGAACUCUCCACAGCAUGUCCCAGCAGUGUUUAGGCCUGUGACAUGGCUAAAUAUCUAAAUAUUGGCUAUUGAUUAUUUCAAUUUAUGUUAAGGAAAAUUUUUGUCAGAGAUUAUAAACACUACUUUUCACUUUCUUGUUAUUAUCUAUUCAGCUUCAAAAACUUUCCUUUUAAGUGUAUUUUUAAGGAAUUUCUUAUGAGAAGUUGCUUGAGAUCUGAUCUGGCUCAGACCAGGCAAAUGUUUUAUUUUAGCUUACUUUUGUCCAUAUCUUCAUUACUUUAAUAUGAGCAGAGCCUCUUCUUGGUUAUGGCAUUGCUGCUAGCUUUGACAUAACCUUCUUACUAUUCCAAAUGAUCAUAAGGUCUUGAAUGUCAACAAGCAUGCUGCAAGGCAGAGUGUUCUGAUUGAAAAGGGUUGAGUAUAUAAGACCAUGUUAGGCACAUAGAUGUAAAUAAUACAGCAAAGUGUUAUGGCUGUUUCAUUGCCUUUGUGGUGUAUAUCUAAUUUAAUUGAUCGAUGGGUUAAUUUGUCAUAAGGGGUUUGUAAUUGUCUUCCAUGAGAAUCACCUAUAAAAUCAGUUUUCUGACAAAACAGCAUUUUCCUUGCAGGUCUCUCUACAAAUAUAUCUUUUAUUUUUCUAAGGGUAAAACUUGAGGAGGGGUUGUUGGAAAGGUGGAGGUCUCUUGCAUAAAGGUGAGAGUCCUCAUAAGCUGUACACUAUUUUUGUUCAUCACCCUUGUGGGUGUAAAUGCAGCAAACAUAUUAAGUCAAAGACACCUCAUUGUAUGUUCUUGAAGACUAGAUACCUGGUUGACAAAACUGCAGUACAGUACCAAAGUUUUCAAUAUAAUACUGCUGUUUUUCAACCUUCUCAGCUUUGACCUGAGACAUCAUCUUUUGAGUUUUUUUUUUUCUCCUUCUUCUUUUAAAGUUUUCAAAUUAAUGUUUAAUAGCACAGUCUAUCAUUGACAUGAUACACUAGAGUAUGUGUGUUAAAUGUCUGUGUGAGUAUGUAUGCCUGCCCUUCUGAGCGAAGAAAAAUUUCUGUCCUGGGUCUCCUCAACAGACAAUAAAGUCUGAUUUGAUUUGAUGCUUCUCACUGUUGAAAAGGUAGAGAGCCCAGAGUUGAAAGUGUUUUUGUCAGAAACUGUUAUGUCAAAAUAGUGUGUAUAAAUUUAUGUAUAUAUAUUUAAACAUCAAUUAUAUGUGUUAAAAUAACAUUUGAAAGUUAACACAGCGACUCAGGCAAUAGCAGUCAGAAUGAUUUUCUUUGGCUCUCUCCUUUUCUCAUGUGCCACCUGUGAAAUAUUUGUUCUUGCCAUCAGAACUACAGUGUAUAAGCAGAUAAUCUACCUUUUACACCAUCUGAUAGGCUCAACAUACAAUAGCUUAGGUCCAGUGUGUUGAAAGAUAACUGCCAUUUACUAGCCUUAAAUACAAAUAUUAUUACCAUGAUAGCAUAUUGCAUUAUUUUCUGUUGUUUUAGGUCUUCUUUAUUUCUAUGUUAAGUUUUAUAUAUAUAUACACGGAAGAUAUUUUAUUACAACUUUGUCCCCUCUUUUCCCUCAGUGUUAUUGUUUUCAUGUUAUUCCCUGUGUACCGAAUUCAGUCAUCAUAUCUAACAUGUUUUAUUUUUUAUUUUACAUGAGGUUGUUCCUUGGUUUAUAAAAGCUAUUUUUUCAGAUUAUUAUUAUUAGGACUUUGAAAGGGUUUCUAGCAUAAAGCAUUGCAUAAUGACAUAAUCAUUUUGACAAGUUUUUUUUAAUAAUUCCAAAACAAAAAAAUUUCUUUUUCCAAUGGUGCAUAUCUGUUCAGUGACCACUGCCAUGGACGAAUAUGAUUGAUAAUGGAAUAUUGUGAAAUUUGGUCUAUACCUACUUGAGUAAAAUUCCCCUGCCAAUAUCCUUAGAAAAUAGUCUCUUCCUACAAAGUUUAUAUUUUUAACAGAGAAUAUUAAAAUGUGCUCAGGAAUGAAAAGGAAGCUUGUUGAAGGUUAUUUCUAUGUCAGAAAUGUAAAGUUUUUUAAAACAUUAAUCAUCAAAGAGAUUGUUGUUUAAUCAAUGCUUUUUCUAAAAUAAUUUUUCAAGUACACAAUAGAAAUUUUCUGUGCAUGUUUCCUCAGAUCUCAGGACCCAAAACAAUAAAAGGCUGUCAGAAGAAAAUCACAUUUAGAUAAAGUUUAUCAAAUUUUCUAAAUUUUCAAUUAUAGUUUUUCAGUGCAUCUUAAAUUCAGUAACAUCAAAAUCUUUUCAAUAGACAUCUUACCAGUUUUUAAGGUUUCAGAGGCCCACUCACCAGUUUUAUAAUACAUUUUCUGUAAUGUCAGUAAAUAUUUUGUGGAAUUUGAGUGUGUACCUUAUUCUUAAAAUUUAAAAAUAGAAUAGGAUCUUCUUUUUGCACUACAGUAAUACCUCCUUAUUAAGACUAGCUGAAAUCCUCCAAAAUUAGGCCAUAACUGAAGGGCAUCAUAGUAGGGAGAUUAACCAGUCUGCUUUCAUUCUAGUAAUCAUGACUUCAAACACCUAUACAUUCAAGUUCAUUAAAACCAUAUCAUUGCUGGUUUUCUUUGUUGUUUUCACUUUCACUUGGUCAUUCUUAAUUUGCCAUAUUUUUUAAUUGACUGAAGCUUUAUAGCUUUGACUGAAACUCUCUGGAUAAGAGCAAAUGAUGAUCAAUACAAUUGAUUGGAGGAGUGGGGAGGGCAUGAGGGAGUCAUUUUGAGCAUAAACCAUAUCUCCCUAGCUAUAUCAACCCCCCUCCCCUCCAUCUGAGUCAAAUUGACCCCGCUGUAAGCAUACUGUCCGAUUUAAGAUCACCACUAAAAGUCAAAUCACCCAGCCUGAUCAAUGAUAUCUGUUUUGUAUUAAUUGAAUGUCUGCAUAUUAAAACUGAUUUCAAAGAAAAUUGCGUAUACAUGCCAUUGCGAUGUUUAAACCAAACAUCUGCAUGUUUAAGGCAUGUACACUUGAUACGAACCUCUAACUCAAGAAUAAUGACAACACUUUAAAAAAAAAUGAUUGAAAAGAAAAUCGUGUUACGCACUUUUGUGAUUUGUUCUCUGAAUGUAAUAUUGCCAUGUAAAUUUUUGCUUAGUAAAAAGAUGGCUGAACUUGUUGGAACAACAAAUGGCUCUGUUGAUAAUAUUUGACAUUAAUGAAUACUCCUGUCAUCACAGAUUGAUUUGUCUUUUGUGCCUGGAUUGACUCAACUUUCAGUACUGGGACAAUAUGGUCAUUACAGGAUCUAUUCUAGUCAGGUGGGAGGUAGAUAUGACUGGAUGAUAUGGCUUUGGUCGCAAUGACCACUGACCCAAUAAAUAAGCAGUCUCUUUCAAAAUGUACUUAAUUUUACAUGCUUUCUGCAGAAAAUUGAAAUAUAGGGUAAACAAUCAGGCAGAAGCAGCAUAUUUUAAUUUUUUUCAACACACGACUUAAGUGAAACAAAAUUUGUAAUGGAGCACAAACUGUUGGUUGUAAAUUGGGUUGGGGAAGGUCAUCAUAAUAGAUAUGGCAUUAACAUAGAGAAAUAAAUUCAUGAAAAAAGUGUAUGGCUUGUAAUAAGAGGGGGUCAUAAUGGGGAAGGUCUCGUUUAGGUUUUACUGUAAUAGAUAAUAAGGUAAAAAUGAAUCCAAUUUAUAACUCUAACAUAUGCUGCUCACUGUUGAAAGGUUGUGGACAGCAUUAAGGCAGGCAUACAUCAUAUGCAAAAUAUUUGUCAUAGUUCUUGGUUCUGUGGUCGUGUCCUUAAGUUGGCAUAUUUUGUUCGUUUACUAUAUGUUGCUCACGUUUUAAAUGUUGGUAACAUUGCUUUUGAAAUCAUGUCUGUAGCAAUUAAUCUUGAUGUUUUUGUUUCAUUCUGUUAAAAAGGCUUUUUAAUAUUUAAGCAUCGCAGUCUGCACUAGGUGAUAUGUAAAUUGUGUAGAUAUAGAGUUCCUAUUCUGUGAUAUUGAAGUUGGUUGGUUGACAAGCUGGCAUGGGAAAUUUUGAUUAAAUGUUUCAGUUAUUUUGUCAGGAAUUAGUUUAUACAUACCUCAUCAUCCACUAUUAUCUUUCAUUUAUCAUUACUGGUCUGCACAGAGAAGGUGAUCUUUGUCAUGACACUGCAUAUUCAUUAUUAUUAUAAUUGCAAGAUUAUUAUUAUUAUAUGUAUUGUAAGCUCUGGGCCAUUUUAUAUACCCUUUAAAAAUAUUAGGAAACAAAGAACUAGCUGGUUUAGAUUUACAAAAGCUUAUUUGUAAGCAAGGAAUAGCUGGUGAAGAGGAUUUAUUUGUAAGAAUAUAUGUGUGCCUGAGUGUCUGUAAGUCUUUUCUUUAUAUGCCGUUCUUUCUAAAUUGUUUUAUUAUAGAUUAUCUUGUAUUUAUGCUGUGUCUUCUCUGUAUCCCUUGGCAUCAUUACAUAUUCCUAACACAAGAGGAAAAUCACGUCAGAAGUUUUUAAAAGCAUAACAAAGAUAUUUUGAAAUAUUCAAAACGACCAACAUUUUAAGGGACAAUACUGAGCUCCAAAUUUUCAUACAUAAUUUUCUAAUCUACAUAUAUGCCGCACUCUGUCCUUUUACAUCCCUGAUUGUUUUUACAAAUUUCACAAAAAUAUUUAAUAUGCGUGAUGUAAAUAUAGGUUACAAGCAUUUUCCAAAUGAAUUAUCAUUUGACUAUGCACACAAACCAGCAUUUGUUUCUGGGACUGCUGUAUGUUUGUAAAACUGAUUGAUCUCAGCAUUAUUCUUGAUAAAACCUCAACCAACAAGAAGGGGUGAAAAAUGAGUCUUUUUUUUGUGCACAAUAUCCAUGUGUAUAUGUGAGAUGUAAUGAAUAUAAAGGUCAUGCAUAUAUGCAUAUACAUGCAAAUGCACUUUCUUGUGCAUUUUAAGUCACACUGUUGAUUUUCCAUAAAGGAUUAAGUUUUCUAUUGUAUGAUACACAUCUUUGUGUUUGUAAGAUCUACCAAAAGAUUCUGUCGGGCAUAGUUUUGGAAAUGUUUUCAUGCAACUCCGUUGUUCUUUCUUCACUAUUGCUAUUUUAAUGGUAUUCUCUUAGAACAGUAAAUAUGAAAGCACUUUUUUUGCAAAACAUUUAAAAGAAACACUAAUGGAAACAUUUCAACACUUUAUAUAGCCUGCACUUUUUUUCUUUCUUUUGAAUAACAAAUGUCUAUAUGCAUUUGACAUGGAAAAUACACUGAAAUAUUUUGAUGUUAUCUUGAUCAGGUUGACAUUUCAUUAUAGAUUUUUUGGUCUGUACAUAUUUUGUAAUUUUCAUUAAUUCUUGUCAACUUCACUUUUAUUUUCAAAGGUGGAUUGUCCAGUACUUGCAAUUAAUAUUGCAAUGUAUUUUCAAGUGCAUAUUAAGGAUGAGCAUUUGUGGUUACCCAUGAUGAUGAGUGUACAGAUAGUAUAUUUCGACCAUGUACAUUAAACACAAAGAAUUGCUGUUGGAUAUCUAGUUUCUUGCUAUUCAUCUUUGCAAAGCUCUGACUGUGAAAAUUUAAUAUAAAAUCUUUACAAAAUAAAACAGGAAA